AUGAAAAUAAAAAAGCUUAAAGUACGUCCAAGAAGAGUUGAACAAAUUGGCCCUUGCAUCGCUGAAAUGGCCGCUGUUUUAACAUGUUGGUCUAAUAGCUCAGUAGAUUCUCCUGCUUGCAUGAAAUCUGUAGAAGCACUUACUGAUUGUAUGCGUAAUUCUCCAAAAAAGUCAAAUCAAUCGAAUACUAUUAAUUAUCAUCUUGCAAGGCUAGGAAAAUAUUUGUGA
Molecule: messenger RNA, 228 nt
Organism: Dentiscutata erythropus
Lineage: Eukaryota; Fungi; Glomeromycota; Glomeromycetes; Diversisporales; Gigasporaceae
Source: the annotation of a GenBank genome assembly